This is a messenger RNA of Paracoccidioides lutzii Pb01, 1761 nucleotides long. RefSeq lists its product as hypothetical. Gene Ontology annotation, molecular function: DNA-binding transcription factor activity, RNA polymerase II-specific; transcription cis-regulatory region binding; zinc ion binding. Gene Ontology annotation, biological process: positive regulation of transcription by RNA polymerase II. Gene Ontology annotation, cellular component: nucleus. The coding region runs from base 1 to 1761 and encodes 586 amino acids. The record is from RefSeq and is a predicted model, not a curated record. The transcript has 5 exons.
AUGAGUGUUGCAAAGGGACCUGAAUCCUCCCCAUCCCGGAUGGCCUCUGGGUUGUUGUCCCAAUGCCACACUUGCCGCAAGCGAAGGGUCAGAUGUGACUCAACACGCCCUGCUUGUAAUAAGUGCAUUGCAAAAGGUGUCCAGUGUCUGGGAUAUGGAAGACAAAAGCCCCUUGUCUGGCUCCACGGAGGGGGCAACCAGAACCAAUAUCUGGUCGGGGGAACUCAGUCGGUUCUAAAAAGGAGAAAGAAGGGGAGACCGAAGAUUAUCAUUGCGAAGGAGGACGUUGAAGAACCGAAGAAGUCUCCCGAAGGAGUAAAAAAUAACAUAUCUGAAGUGUUAGACCUCGUGCAAGCCGCUUCCGAUGUUCCAAGAUAUUUAGACAAGUUCGAUCCCCUCCGCGCCCCGGAAACUCUGGAUUUUAAUUACCCCUUGGACGUUAAAGUGGUCGUCAGCACGAUCUGGUACUUCAAUAAGUAUAUUUAUCCCGAAGUCGAUCCGAUAGUUUACUAUCAAGAUCUUCCCACCAUUGACCCUAAGAGCUGGCAAGAUGAUAUCUCCAAUAUACUUUUCCAGAUACUUGUCUCCGUUGUUGCGACACACAGAGCUGUGAAAUCGCAAACGGACGAAAAAGUGUCCCUAGGCCAUGAAAUCUACCAGUACAAGCAGCAGGCUUUUCGUCGACUGAGUUUCGAGCUUAGAAACCCUGCCACUCAGUUGGGGGAUUUGACGCUGGUUUGUGUAUUGACCCUGUUCUUAGCAGAGACCCAGCAGUCAGCGUAUGGCGAAUGGCAGGCCCAUUUCCAAGGCGCAACAAAGAUCAUCGAGUUGAAAGGGGGUGUCAAAUACGCCCUAGACAGGUGUCCCCAAAUAAAGAGUUCUUUAACAUGCUACUUGCUGGCGGAUGUCUUGGGUGCUACCACCUCCCGAAAUGUGUUAUCCAUGUCAGAUGCGUCUAGACAACUAGGGUACUCAAAAGAUCUACCCCACAUUUUCUGCAACGGCUCAGAGUCGUUUGUCCCCUGUCCAAAUGAGCUCUUUGACUGUAUUAUCCGAAUCAACUAUUUCCGCGCCCUGUCCGCCCACGCGAUCGGCACAAACAACAUGAUGAUAGAUUUUGCCAACAUACAAAUGCUACUGCAGAACAUUCUCUCCUUUUCCGCACCCAACUGGGCGGACGGCAUGGUACAGCACUAUGCCGACACUGCAGUUAUUCCCCGCCGGAAAACCACAGGUGAUUUUAUUCGCCCUGAUCGAGACAUCUGGCUACAAAUAGCAACUAUUUACCAAGCCGCAAUCCUUCUUUAUUGCAUACGUUCUCUUGCUUUGGAUUUUCAAGGCCUCAUUCUUGCGUCCUACUCUUCGAAUACAGCAGCGGAUAUGAUUUCGUAUGUCACGGUUCAAGAUAUCCAGAUCGUGGCGAGACAGACACUUUCGGACCAUUUAGGUAAAAUCUUCGCUCCCGGAUCUGACUUACUUCGUCAAUCCUUGGCCCGGGUGGUAACUUGGCCCCUGUUUAUCGCCGGGGUCGAAGCUGGGGAUCAUUUUGAAGAUGCAACAGCUCUGAGGAAACUCGUGCUCAGUGCAUUCGGCAGACUAAGCAGAGCAUUGGGCACUUUGCAUUUUCGAGAUGCAAGGUCCUUUCUGGAGAAUGAGUACGGUCGUCGGGAUAGCAUAAGUAUUGCAGGAAAUCUCGAUUAUCGCUGCUGGUGGGAUGAUGUUUUUGAACAAUUGCCAGAUAGAUGUGCUUUUUUUGUGUAG